AUGAGUUUCGACGGUCUGAGGUAAAGUACCUGCCCUACUUAUCCACCUGAAUGGACCGGAACAGACAACGUAAACUGCUGCCUCCAAGCCUGUUUCCACCGACUGUUUAGAAAGCAGUUCAGAUGUCUGCUGGCCUGGUUGGACGUGGCUCCAGGACCGACCUGGACUGGGAGGGCCCUCACUAUGACCAGGUUCCUCUGGGAUCCUCAUGGCAGGACCAGAGUCUCCCUCCUCCUCCGCCUCCUCCUCCUCUCUCAGCCAUGCUCGGUUCCGUUCCGGCUCGCAGCUUGGACCCCCUGCCCCCUCCUCCUUUACCUGAGCAGCCUGCAGUGGGCCUGGAGGAAUACUACCCGCCCAGUCUAGCUCCGUCCCACGACAAAGUGGCCGAGCUGCACUGCGACCCCAUGGAUAUAAAACCAGUGCAUCGUUUCAUUCCUGACUCUGUCAAGGACUUUUUUCGUGGGAACAGUUUUCGAGUGAGCAGCAAGAGGUCGUCUAAAAAGAACCAAUCGACCCUUGGGGUCCCGUGUUCACCUCCCCACUCGCCUCCUCCGUCCCCCACCCUCUAUGCCUCCUCUGCUCGCAGCUACUCUUCUCAAAAGGGGAAAGAUGCUGGGCUCCUGGAGGAAGGCUUCGAGUCGGCAUCGAUGGUGCCCACAAACGUGUCAGCCCAGACCUACCAAGAGCGGGUGGAGGAGUACCACAUGCGUUAUGCCUACAUGAAGUCGUGGGCUGGAUUGUUGCGGAUCCUGGGGGUCGUGGAGCUGCUGCUGGGAGCCGCUGUGUUUGCCUGUGUGUGUGCGUACGUACACAAGGACAAUGAGUGGUUCAACAUGUAUGGAUACUCCCAACCACAAAUAUACGGCGGGCUGGUGGGCGGCGCUGGAGCGUAUGGAUCUGGCAGCUACUACACCGGCCCGAAGACUCCUUUUGUUCUGGUGGUGGUGGGUCUGGCGUGGAUCGUGACCAUCAUCGUGCUGGUGCUGGGGAUGACGCUGUACUACCGCGCCAUCCUGCUCGACUCCUCGUGGUGGCCUUUGACCGAGUGUGCGAUCAACGUGAUCCUGGCCGCCUUGUUCUGUGCCGCCGGCGUGGUCUACGUGAGAGACACCACCCGAGGAGGUCUGUGCAACAUCCCGGUUUUUAACAACGGAGUCAACGGGGCCUUCUGUCGAACCGAAGCGGGUCAGACUGCAGCCAUCGUCUUCCUCUUCAUCAACAUGGUGCUGUACGCCAUCGGAGCUGGUGUCAGUUUGAAGCUGUGGAGACACGAAGCUGCAAGGAUGCGGAAGAGCGCUGCAGCUCAGGAGAUGGCGACGCUGUCUUCAUCAGUUCCUAUUUCGGUGCUUGACGGAGGCUCCAGGGUCUCGGAGCGCACACCUCUUCCCACCUACGUCCCAGACAUCAUGGACAUGCCCACGAAUGCUCGGGAGACUCACCUGUUGGAGCCUGAGAUACUCAGGGGCCACAUACCGGCCGGACACAUCCCAAAACCUGUUGUCAUUGCUGACUACGUUGUGAAAUACCCCCGGAUCUCCUCGGAGGAGGAGAGAGACCGGUACAAGGCUGUGUUCAACGACCAGUACGCCGAGUACAAGGAGCUCCACGCUGAAGUACAGGUGAUGGCCAAGAGGUUCGAGGAGAUGGAUGAAAUGAUGCAGGACCUGGCGUCUCGGCCCUCCAGCCAGAUGGAAAAGGAGCGCAUCAAUAACAUUUUGCUGGAGUACCAGAGGAAGAAAGCUGAUCCGACAUACGUGGAGAAAAGAGAGAGGUGCGAGUACCUGAAGAAGAAGCUGUCUCACAUCAAGCAGAGGAUUCAGGAGUACAACAGUGGGGCAAACCUGAGUGACAGCGCCCUAAAGGAAUACAAAGGCUCGAAUGUUUCCUGGUUUCCACGCUGCUGGUUGAGGCUCAGUUUCCAGUGCAGAAUGCCGAGCCAUAACCGCAAUGGAAGUGGAAGCAAACCCCACAGCAGCAGGCACAGACACAGUGAGAUCAUGUCCAACCCUGCGUUCUCCUACUACCCUGGAGAUCAGAUGCUCCACUUUUACCGCUGGACUUCCCCACCUGGAGUCAUGAAGAUUCUCUCCAUUAUUAUCAUCAUAAUGUGUGUAGCUAUCUUUGCGUGUGUGGCCUCUACGCUGGUGUGGGACUACGACAUGAGCCUGAUGGGUCUUGGAGGUGGUGCUGGACUGGUGCCGGGCUAUGGUUCCGGCACAUAUGGGUCAGGCUCCUACGGCGGGUCAUACGGCGGCUCCUACGGCGGAUCUUACGGCGGCGCUUACGGAGGCGGAAUAGGCGGCAGUGGUGGCGGCUAUUAUGGAUAUGGAGGCACACAAAUGGAUCCUAAAGCAGGGAAAGGCUUCAUCAUCGCUAUUGCUGCCAUAACCUUCAUCGCUGUACUCAUCAUUUUCAUCUUGGUGGUUUCCCGACAAAAGACUGCCCGGUCGGCGAAGUUCUACCUCGCCAGCAUCAUCAUCUGUGCCAUUCUGGCCUUCUUGAUGAUCAUCGCCACCAUUGUGUACCUUGUGGCGGUGAACCCCACCGCUCAGUCAUCUGGAUCUAUUUACUACAAUCAAAUUCGUCAGCUGUGUGCCCAGUACCAGAACCAGAACCAAGCCCAAGGCAUCUUCCUCAACCAGUAUCUCUACCAUUAUUGUGUGGUGGAGCCCCAGGAGGCCAUCGCCAUCGUCCUAGGCUUCCUGGUGUUCGUGGGUUUGAUCAUCCUACUGGUGUUUGCUGUGAAGACUCGUGCCGCCAUCCGUCGCUGGGGUGGAGAAAACAUCCUAUGGGAGGAAGUGAAGGUGAUCGGUGAUCAGCAGCACAGCGUCGGGGAGUGGGUGAAGAACGUCUCCGGUGAACCUGAGGUGCUGCUUAACGACUACAACGAUAAAGUCGGGGCUCCCGCGGACUAUCUGGAGAGACUCGACAACAACAGACCUCUGUACCUGCCUGGUGACUCGGACAUCAACAGUUCCUUGGAUGGAGGCAAAGCCAGAAUGAAGGACUACGACGCGGGUGCAGAGUCCGGAGACGAUUUAGAGGAGGAGGACUUCAGCGACUUGUUUCCCUCCAUUUUGGACGAGCAAGAACGGCUGAACUACAAACUGGAGUUUGACCGUGACCACCAGGAGUACAAGAGUCUCCAGGCCGAUUUGGACCACAUCAACCACCGACUGGAAGACCUGAACCACAAACUGGACCGGCACCCGGAGGGCAGCCCGCUCUUCCUGGAGAUCAUGGACGAGUACUCCAACUUAAGGAGCCUGAAAAAGUCGUCGGACUACCAGGUCAAGAAGAGGCGCUGUAAAUACCUCAAGUCCAAACUGUCUCACAUCAAGAGGAAAAUCAGUGAAUACGACCGACGGCCGUGAGCUUUUACUGUUGCUUUUACUGAAGUCAUUGAAGAAUCUUUUAGCAUUGUAGUCGCAUUUUAUUGUUAGAACAACAGCGGUUUUUGCUUUUUUUUAAAAUUUUAAUUAAUUUAUGAAUGUUCAAUGUAAUUACAGUGUAAAUCAGAGGAACCUUUUUUCAAAUUUCUUUUGGAGGCAUUGUGUUGUGAUUCUUGCUCACCACUCUACUCCCCGAUUUUUCCUCAGCGUUUUGCAUUUUUGCCUGUUUAUGUUUAUGAUGCAGUGUCAAUUAAAAACACAAAUUCCUCUU
Messenger RNA from Synchiropus splendidus (mandarinfish), 3663 nucleotides. RefSeq names its product MARVEL domain-containing protein 2-like. NCBI's taxonomy places the organism in Eukaryota, Metazoa, Chordata, Actinopteri, Syngnathiformes, Callionymidae. Gene Ontology annotation, biological process: bicellular tight junction assembly. Gene Ontology annotation, cellular component: bicellular tight junction; apical plasma membrane; cytoplasmic vesicle. The record is from RefSeq and is a predicted model, not a curated record. Bases 123 to 3374 code for a protein of 1083 amino acids. The transcript has 16 exons.